Trichoplax adhaerens is the source of this 393-nucleotide messenger RNA. RefSeq lists its product as uncharacterized. Gene Ontology annotation, cellular component: membrane. Gene Ontology annotation, molecular function: G protein-coupled receptor activity. The annotation marks the transcript as partial. The transcript has a single exon. Gene Ontology annotation, biological process: G protein-coupled receptor signaling pathway. The record is from RefSeq and is a predicted model, not a curated record. NCBI's taxonomy places the organism in Eukaryota, Metazoa, Placozoa, Uniplacotomia, Trichoplacea, Trichoplacidae.
UUCGUAUUGCCUGCCAUCGUAGCUUUGGUAUUAAAUGUUUGUAUCAUUCGAAGUAUCUUUCAAAGCAAAGACUUACUAAGAUCAUCGACGUACCGCUACAUUGCUAAUAUGGUAUUUUCCGAUCUGGCUACGGGGAUCAUAUUUACUGUAUUACCGUUUAUAUCUUCAUUUCCUUUACCUUAUGUUAUAGCCGAUAUAAUUUGUCGUACUUUGUCCUAUGUUACUGGUGUAACAUAUAUGGCUUCUAUUUUGAGUUUAGUAGCCAUUAGUGUCGAUCGAUAUCAAACUAUAGUAAAAUCUUUAUCAACACGUUAUCAAUCUAAAAAGUUAAUCAUCAGUAAGAGGGUUAUAGUGUUGAUUUGGUUGAUUAGUAUUACAUUCUCUAUACCAUUA